AUGGCUCCUGCCACGGAUCUCAAGGAGGUUGUGGAGAGCGAGAUCAAGGAAUGGCACUUCCAUAUCUAUUUCCACCAGAAGAACGCCGAAGAGCACCACGCCGCCCUCGAACUCAGAAACGCGGUCUUGCGACUCCGGAGGGACGGAGCAUUCAUCGCGGUGCCACUCUUCCGCGUGAACAUGGAACCGAUGGGCCCUCAUCCUGUCGGUAUGCUCCUACGAAUAUGGUGUCCGUCCGAGUCCUUCGCAUCGUUGUACUCGUACCUAUGCAUGAACAGGGGUGAUCUCAGCAUCCUAGUCCAUCCCUUGACCCGCGAGGAGCGCAAAGACCAUGAGAUCCGUCUAGCAUGGAUGGGCCCUUCUUUCCCUCUCGAUCUCUCUACACUUCCUGUGCUGAGCGAGGAGGUCCCAUUGCAAUACCCUAGUCUCAGGCUCGGAUACUCCUCCACGGCACCGAAGCCAACCAUGGAGGAACGCCAGCGUCUUGGUCGGAAUGUUGAGCAGAUCCUCAAGAGCGAAAAAGAAGCAGCGAAAGCUCCCACUGACUACUAUGUUAGAUGA
Molecule: messenger RNA, 561 nt
Organism: Epithele typhae
Lineage: Eukaryota; Fungi; Basidiomycota; Agaricomycetes; Polyporales; Epitheliaceae
Product: DOPA-like domain-containing protein
Exons: 7
Coding region: 1-561 (186 amino acids)
Source: RefSeq, a predicted model, not a curated record